AUGAGUACCCACCCCAAUCCGAAGGACUCGAUGAAGUCCACCUGGCGCCGCCUGGAUCGCGCCGAGUGGUCCGUCUUCCACUGGUUCUACGAGAUCCUGGGCAUCCACCCGGUCGCUUUGGACAAGGAAGUACCAGUUCACGAUAAGCAGGAGAAGGUGCCCUACAUCCCCGAGUGGCACUUGCACCGCUGGGUGCUGGUUCACUCUUUUAUUCCACUCGCCAUCCAUCACGUCUACACAUCCUAUACCGGGCACAACCUAAGCCCCCUCGCUGCCUUCCUCUUCUACAGUGCCGCGUUUAAGCUGAUCGCCAUCCACGAAAUCCACGUCCUCCGCCGAAUGGGCCACAUGCUGGGGUUCCUUGACGGCGACGUCCACGAGCGCGACGGGGUGCCAGAUGUCGGCGUGCAAAAGGUUGUCCACUCCCUUGUCUCCACCUCAACCGUUCGACCGAUCUUCACCGUGUUCCUCAGCUAUCGGAGCAGUCAGGCGCCCUCAACGAUGAACUGGCUCUGGCUACCCCUCGAAGCAGGCCUGUACGGUAUUAUUCUCGACUUCUGGUUCUACUGGUAUCACCGUUUAAUGCACGAGGUGACCGGUCUCUGGAAGUACCACCGGACCCACCACUUGACGAAGCACCCCAACCCACUUCUGACGCUCUACGCCGAUACAGAGCAAGAAUUCUUCGAUAUCGCUGGCAUCCCACUCCUCGCGUAUUUCAGCAUGAAGCUCAUGGGUCUCCCAAUGGGUUUUUACGAGUGGUGGAUCUGCCACCAGUAUGUCGUUUUCGCCGAGCUGGCGGGACACAGUGGUUUGCGCCUCCACGCCGUGCCGCCCAAUACCCUGUCCUGGCUUCUGAGGAUCUUCAACGCCGAACUUAUCAUUGAAGAUCAUGACAUGCACCAUCGCCGGGGGUGGAAGAAGAGUGCCAACUACGGGAAGCAAACACGCCUAUGGGACGUUGUGUUUGGCACCUGCGGAGAGCGGGUUGAGUGCUACACGGAGAAUGUCGACUAUGACAAUAAGAUCUCUAUGCCGCUGAUUUGA
Molecule: messenger RNA, 1047 nt
Organism: Aspergillus alliaceus
Lineage: Eukaryota; Fungi; Ascomycota; Eurotiomycetes; Eurotiales; Aspergillaceae
Product: sterol desaturase family protein
Exons: 1
Coding region: 1-1047 (348 amino acids)
Biological process (GO): ergosterol biosynthetic process
Molecular function (GO): iron ion binding; C-4 methylsterol oxidase activity
Source: RefSeq, a predicted model, not a curated record